Jaculus jaculus (lesser Egyptian jerboa) is the source of this 1860-nucleotide messenger RNA. It is a transcript of the gene Ogfr, whose product is annotated as opioid growth factor receptor. The transcript has 7 exons. The record is from RefSeq and is a predicted model, not a curated record. Lineage: Eukaryota; Metazoa; Chordata; Mammalia; Rodentia; Dipodidae. Gene Ontology annotation, cellular component: membrane. The coding region runs from base 19 to 1551 and encodes 510 amino acids. Gene Ontology annotation, molecular function: opioid growth factor receptor activity.
UCCCGCGGCCGCCGGAGCAUGGACGAGUUGGACUGCGACUCCACCUGGGAGGAGGACGAUGGCGCGGAGGACGGCCAGGCGGACGACGCGGGCGACGAGGACGGCGACGCCGGGAGGCCGCGACCCGGCUCACUCCAGUCUAGGAUGACAGGGUACCGCAACUGGCGAGCCAUGCAGGACAUGCGCAGGUACCGGCACCACUACCCGGAUUUGGUGGAACAAGACUGCAACGGUGACAUGCCCAACCUGAGCUUUUACAGAAACGAGAUCCGCUUCCAGCCAAAUGGCUAUUUCAUCGAGGACAUUCUUCAGGACUGGAAAGACAAUUAUGACCUCCUUGAGGACAAUCACUCCUAUAUCCAGUGGCUGUUUCCUCUGAGGGAACCCGGAGUGAACUGGCACGCCAAGCCCCUCACGCUCAAGGAGAUUGAGGCAUUCAAACGCUGUGAGGUGAUCAGAGAGCGACUCAUCCGGGCCUACGAGCUCAUGCUGGGCUUCUAUGGAAUUCACCUGGAGAACCGGGACACAGGUGCAGUGUGCCGCGCGCAGAACUACCAGCAACGCUUCAAGAACUUGAACUGUCGCAGCCACAACAACCUGCGCAUCACACGCAUCCUCAAGUCCCUUGGAGAGCUGGGCCUGGAGCACUACCAGGCGCCACUGGCACACUUCUUCCUGCAGGAGACGCUGGUGCGGGAGGAACUGCCUGGUGUGCGCCAGAGCGCCCUGGACUAUUUUCUAUUUGCCGUGCUCUGCCCUCGCCAGCGCCGGGAACUUGUGCACUUUGCAUGGGAGCACUUCCAGCCUCGCUGCAAGUUUGUCUGGGGACCCCACAACAAGCUGCGGAAAUUCAGGCCCCAGGCCACACCUUGGCCUCUGGUGGGACCAGGGCAGGCAGAGGGGGCCAGGGACCCUUUCCAGGAGGCUGACACCCAGAGUCGGACCUGUGGGUCUGGGAAGGACCCAAGUGGGGAGAGUGAGUCCACUGAGGGCCCCCAGCUGCUAAGCACAAGUCCCCAAGAUGUGGGAACCUUGGAUGGGGACCCAGGAGAUGAGACCAAGCCUAUGAGCCCCAAAGAGAGCAAGAAGAGGAAGUUGGAGGCAAAUAGGCUGGAGCAGGCCCCAAGGAAACCAGACCCCCAGGGUGUGUCUGAGGUGGAGAAGAUUGCCUUGAACCUGGAGGGAUGUGCCCUCAGCCCAGGUAACCAGGACCCUGGGGAGAUGGAACAGCCCAGCCCUGUGCCUUUAGGGGUUGGGGUGGCUGAUGAGAUGAGGAAGCGGAGGAAAGUGGAAGAGGAGGCUGGAGGUGAUGGAGUGGCUGCCAAUCCCAGCAUCCAGAUACCAGCCUCUUCCCCUUCAGAGUGUCCUGAGGCCCAACAGGGUGGGGAUGGGCCUAAGGAGGACCCAGAAAGCCAGGUGGGGCCCGAGCAGGGUGCCCCUGGCAGCCCAGGAGAGAACCCAGGCCCUGUGCCUGGUAGCACAGGAACCUCAGUGGAUGAGUCAGGGGAGACUGCAGGGCUGGGUUCCUCUCCUGGACCUGGAACGCCUUAGUGGGACAUCUUGGCCCUGCCCAGCAUGCUGCAGGGGUGCCUGGGCCUCGGAGCCCUGUUGCUGGCUCUGCUUGGUGCCCUACAGUGCUGGCCUCUCCCUGGUGGUCACUGCAGCAGCCACCAGAGGGACUGAGGCCCUCAGGGAAGGCCAUAGCCUUCAGAAUCCUCCUUACCUCUGUGCCCUCCCCCACUGCCCUCUGAGCCCCGUGUUUGUGAACAGACCCUACGGGUCUGGUGGGGGGCCUCUUUUCUUAGUGUGGUGCCAAGUGAGGCCUUUUCUGAAUAAACAUUUGACUAUGUCUUUCUGGUA